AUGACAACAAUAAUUGAAAGGGACGUUGAUGAGAAUGAUUUUCAAUCGUUUAUUAAUCAAGAAGAUUUUAUUUCUUUGUUAUAUCAAUCAAAAGAAACCGCUGGAAAUGAAGCUUCCACAGACGACAGGAAAAAUGUGAAAAAGGCGAAGAAAACUCAGAAACGGUUGCAUUUACUUACUUGUUGCCUCAACAUCCUAAAUUGGCCGGUUGAAGAAAACAUUACAAAUCAUUAUCCCGUAUUUGUAGAAUUUCAUGAUACAAAACAUUGGUAUAAUACUCGCCAUAGGAGUACUGUUCAUGGUAGAGCUACAGAAGAUGACACUACGUAUACUUCAUCGUCUACAUACCUCACUGUUCAUUUAAAUGAUCUAACUUUGUUUAAAAUAAAUAUAACAAAAAGUGAAAAUAUUCAUAAUGAUUCAGUUCUUUACUAUGAAAUAGUUAAAUUUUUAAUUAACUCUACAGUAGUACAAGCCUUUCGAAAUGAUGAAAAGGAAUUACUUAAAAGAAAAGUGCUCAAAUCUAAACGCAAAGAAUAUAAAGAAUGGUGUAUGGCAAUAUCAUCAAUUAGAUCAGGCUUAAAAGUUUCAAGAUCAGCCUAUAAUAGCAAUCUUCAAUAUACUUCAUCUCUUUCUAUUUCAAAAGGUGAUACAACUAGGUUAUAUAUUAAUAUUGACCUAAUGAUAGUAGAAAAUUCAUUUAAUAACUUUACGGAAGAAGUGAAUCGAAUUUUAGACCUUAUAAUUUGCAAUAAGAAUCAGCACAAGAAUAAUAACGACGACUUUUUGCAUAUAAAAUCUAACUUCAUCCAACAUCAAUUUGAAAACCAAAUGGCUUCGUAUACUAAAUCAAGGUUAUCUUUGAUUGAGAAAGAAUCAUUCGUCAAAGUGCCGGAAUUAAAUCUCAAUCUAUUUCCCUUUCAGAAAAAAAGUGUUGAAUGGAUAUUACGAAAGGAAGGGGUAUGGUAUGCAAAUAGAAAUAUUAUAGAACAGGAAUAUUCACAAAUGGUAGGUGAUUUUCUUAAAGAGAAUGGUAUAAGCAGGAAAAAGGAACUUUCCCUUAUAUGCGAGAAAAUCAAUAAAUUUUUGAAUGAAGAUGUCGCAUUAGGUUACGAAGUUAUGGAACUUAAACUAUCAUUAGAGGAUGGUACUAGUGAAGAUUCUAUAUAUUUCUGGAAUAAGUUUACAAGUUUCAUUUUGCCUUUAAAUGAUGCUAUAAAAGUUUAUAAUGAUUUCUUUGCUAACAAGGACAAUGAUCCAUUACCAAGAGCCCAGGGGAUAUUGUGUGAAGAAAUGGGGUUAGGUAAGACAAUAGAGAUAUUAUCUUUGAUUCUUUUAAAUAAACGAAAUCUCCCUCAUCCACAUAUUGACCAUGCUCGCACCUAUUUCAUUAAUGACGAUAAUAAGAAAAUCAGAAGAUCUAAUACAACUUUAAUUAUUUGUCCGCGCACCAUCAAGCAUCAAUGGAUAUCAGAAAUUCAGAAGCAUACACCAUCGCUGAAGGUGGUAAUUUAUGCUGGACAUGGACACAACGAUACGGAUGAUCAAACUGAAAUGAUAUUAGACAUUGUUGAUGAAUUAUGCGACGCUGAUAUAGUGAUAACGACAUAUCAUGUUGUAUCACACGAAAUUCACUAUGCUAGAUACAAUGCAUUGAAGCGGCCUCGAAGAUCAAAUAAUACUAGCAAGAAAUUUGAUUACACUUCACCAUUAACGUUAAUUGAAUUUUUCAGGAUCAUUUUAGAUGAAGUUCAGAUGCUGAAAAAUGACAGUAGCAAUGCGGCUGAAUGUACUAGUUUAUUAAAUAGAGUUCAUACGUGGGGAGUUUCAGGAACACCAAUUACUAAGGUAUGGGAUUUCCAAACGGUGUUAUCUUAUCUUAAAUUUAGACCAUUUUGCAAUAUGCCUAGAAUUGUUUCACUAAUUGACAAAACCUACAAAUAUGGCGACCCUAAUGACCUGUUGAUUAGUGGCAUCAAAUUUUCAUUGCAAGAUUUAAUGGACGUCUUUAAAAAGAUGGAUAUAUGUAUCAGACAUUCAAGGAAGGACUUAGAAUCUGAAAUUCAUAUUCCAAAACAGCAUAAUAUACUUAUUCCACUAGAAUUUUCUCCGAUUGAAUGGGAUAAUUAUAUGGAGAAGUGGAGAACAUUUUUGAUGAGAUCUGGAUUUGAUUCGAAUGGAGACGGAUGUCCAUUAUUAACUAAUGUUGAAUUAAAUCAAUGGCUUCAAGAAUUAAGAAAUAUUUGCUCUAAUGCAACAAUGCAUGUUCGACAUUUUGUUUACAAAUCGCAUAAUAGACAUAAUAAGUCAUCAUCGGUAGAUACUUUACCUGAAAAAGUCUAUAACAUUGAUUAUGUUUUAUUGACGAUGAUAGUGGAGGCGGAAACUAAAUUAUAUUCAUUGUAUAGAGAAAUGUAUCAAAUUCAAAUCAGAGCAGCUCAGGUUGAGAUGGAAAUCGAUUUGGAUCUUGGCUCUCCUAUCAACAAUUUAAAGAAGAUUAUACGGGAGAUAGAGUCUGAUAUUAAAUUAAAGUUUAGAGUUGACGAUCCAUUCAACGUUACUAAAUAUUUAGUAGAAACGGUGCCCUCAAAAGAUAUUAGUAAAAAAAACGGUUCGUUUGAUGAUGAUAUGCAAACUCAAAUACUUAAUUUGAAAAGAGGGAGACUAAGAUCUUUUAUUGAUUUACUACAUCAAUCUUAUUUCUUUCUUGGAACAGCUUAUUACCAUCUUGGUUCUAAACGCUUGGAGGAGAUAGACGAAGAAAACGAAAAAUUGCAAUUAUUAGGCGGUGAUGAACCAAAAAUUGAAUACACUGACAAAUUCAGUAAGGAAGAACUUAAGGAAAUUGAACUACUACAGAAUAAAGAAAGGGAAAUGUAUGAUAAUGCAAGUUCAUUAAGAGAACAAUUGUUAUUGAGUAGGACUGAUAAAGUUACUCCCUUGAUAGUCAGCAUCAAAAGAUUAUUUUCUGACAAUAUAAAGCUAACUACUUUAGAAAAAAUCGACUUUGAUGACAAGAAUGAUUACUCUUCUAGUAUUACGGUAAGUAAUUGCUUUAAAUCGUUGUGUGCGAUAAUUAAAGUUCUAGAAGAACAAAGAAUCCAAUUUAAAGAGAUGAUGGGUACGUUACUAGAGUUAGCUUACGAACCAGUAAUGACCCAACGACAUAACGAUAGAGAGGAGCUCACGGAUGCGGAAAAAGAAUUGUUUGCACUAACUGUUGAGAAGCAGCAUAAAAUGAGUAGUAUUCUUGACGUUUUAGAUGUUUUAUUGACAAAUAGAGACUCCGUGAUGUCCAGUCAAGCAGAAAUCAAAGCUGAUCUUAAAUCUCUCUUAUCAAGGGAGGGACUUUCUGAAUCUCAUCAAGAUUUAAUUAAAGUGUUAAAAUUAUAUGAAGGUAUUCCAAUAACUUUUAUUUUUGACGAUUUAAAAAACUCAAAAGUCGUGAAUAAUUUAACCAAGAAUUUAAACAAAGAAAGAGGUGAUUUUGCCGACCAUUUGUUACGUUUUGAAGAAAUGAUACCAAAAAGGAAGCAAGAAAUUAAGAGACUGAAAGACUCAUUGAAAAAAAUCAAUUCUAUAUUCAAUGCUAAAGUGGAAUAUUAUAAAUAUUUACAGAGGUUAUCGAAUGAAGUUAUUUCAUUACAUGAGCAAGAUCCAAAUAUUGUUGGAAAAAUCAGAGAGUCAAUGAAAUCCAAUGUAAUUGAAAAUACUAUCAGUACGACUGAAACAAGAAUAAAAUAUUUGACAAGUUUAAAUACUAUCAAGGAUUCAAUUGGGCAAAAUAAGGAAUUCCAAUGCACGAUAUGUCUAGAUGCAAUCACAAAGGGUUGUAUGUUAAAAUGUGGUCAUUUCUUCUGCGAAGAUUGUAUCUACGAUUGGUUACAGACAAGGACUAUAUGCCCAAUCUGUAAACACAAGGCGUCAUUGGAUGGGAACUACAAUUUUACAUUUAAGAAUGGCCCUUUGAAAACCGAUGCAAAUAAACAAAUGAAUGAAAAAGAAAACGAAACCAAGAAAGAACAGCCUGAGACUUCGCCAGAUUUGAAGAGUACAAAUAAUACUUUCAAAGAAAAGAAAACAGUUUUAGGGGAGAAGUAUCAGGAAUUUCCUGAUAUCGAAUCAGUAAAUAAAAUACACUUAAGGGAGAGCUACGGCUCAAAGUUAGAUUGCGUAUUGAGGUUAAUCUUAUUUUUGAAAUUGAAAAAUGAAUCUGAAGAGGUUGGUCCACCUCAGAUACUGGUGUAUACUCAGUCACCAGCUCUUCUUAUUUAUCUUGGAGAUGUUUUACAUGCUAAUAGAAUAAAGUACACGAUUUACAAGCCUUCGAAUUUAACACGAUUCAAAGAAGAUCCUUCCAUUACAUGUUUAUUGAUGGAUGUCAAAGCUGCAAGUGCCGGUUUGAACUUAUUGAAUGCGAAACACAUUUUUCUAUUAGAUCCUAUUAUAAAUCGUGGUGAAGAAUUACAAGCUAUGAGUAGAAAUAACCGGAUUGGUCAAUCAGACGAAACCUAUGUGUGGAAUUUUAUGAUCAGGAACUCCGUAGAGGAGAACAUUUUUAGAUAUAAACGCUUCUUAGAAGAGUGUCGAGAAAAAGAAGAGUUUGUAAAUGAAAGUACAGAUGACGAAGAAAGCAAAUUUGAUAUUGCAGAUUAUAAAGACGAAAUGGUUUCUGAUGAACAUCUUUGGAAUUGUUUCUUCUUUAAGGAAAGGGAAGAUCUUUUCAGUAGCGACGAGUUUAAGCGUAUCAUUUAUAACUAA
Naumovozyma dairenensis CBS 421 is the source of this 4761-nucleotide messenger RNA. RefSeq names its product E3 ubiquitin-protein ligase IRC20 (gene IRC20). The transcript has a single exon. Gene Ontology annotation, molecular function: ubiquitin protein ligase activity; ATP-dependent chromatin remodeler activity; ATP binding. NCBI's taxonomy places the organism in Eukaryota, Fungi, Ascomycota, Saccharomycetes, Saccharomycetales, Saccharomycetaceae. Gene Ontology annotation, biological process: protein polyubiquitination; DNA damage response. Gene Ontology annotation, cellular component: nucleus. The record is from RefSeq and is a predicted model, not a curated record. Bases 1 to 4761 code for a protein of 1586 amino acids.